CACGACGGAACGGAACUUUACGGCAGUCAAUGAACUACAAACACGCAGUUGCAGUUUGCUGACCUUCUGUGGGACUCAAGCAAGCAUGGCUGCCCGGGCACUGACAAAAGGGCUUUGGGGGCUACGUCACUCACGGCUUGUUACAGUCGGACACCCCUGUGGUGGACACCAGUAUGCUACUGCAGCGUCUAUCAGAUCACCCCAACUCCAAAUUGAUGAUGCUACAGAAAAAGUAAUAAACCAGCCACUCGAGAAGCCGGACUUUUUCCGUGUGUCAGAGCUCUUCUCGGUGAAAGACCUGUUCGACGCUAGAGUGCAUCUCGGCCAUAAAAAGGGUUGCAGGCACAGGCUCAUGGAGCCAUACCUCUAUGGCUGCCGUUUGGACCAAGAUAUAAUUGAUCUCGACCAGACUGUGGAGCACCUUCAGCAAGCCCUUAACUUCACCGCCCAUGUAGCGUAUCGUGGUGGCGUCAUAUUGUUUGUCAGCCGCCAGCGUCAGUUUGGCCAUCUGGUGGAGAGCACGGCUAAGAAUUGUGGGGAGUACGCCCAUACGCGAUACUGGCAGGGCGGCCUACUUACCAACGCCCCCAUCCAGUACGGCCCAGGAGUCCGCUUACCAGACCUCAUCAUCUUCCUUUCCACUCUCAACAAUGUGUUUCAGCCUCAUGUUGGAAUCCGAGAUGCAGCAAAGAUGAACAUUCCCACAGUGGGUGUGGUGGACUCAAACUGCAACCCCAGCCUGGUGACUUACCCUGUGCCUGGGAAUGAUGACACUCCGGUUGCCAUGGAGAUGUACUGUCGCUUAUUCAAGAUGACUAUCAACCGUGCCAAGGACAAAAGGAGACAGAUGGAGCUACUGCACGGCCUGUUGGCACCCUCCACACCAAGCUCGUGACGCAAUAUAUUCUUAAAUAAGAGACCAUUUAAAAAAUGCAUUUAAAAAAAAAAAAAAAAAAAAAAUGAAGUCAAAACCGUCUACUUCUCCCCUUUAUCAUGCAUCUUCAUUUGGAGAAAUGCUAGUGUUCAGGGCUGAGGCCACAAUGCUGUCUUGUUUUAAGACUAAAGUUGUGUGUAUAUUACUCUUUAAUGAAUUCUGUUUCUGUGACACGGUCUUCUGGUUCUAAUUUAACAUUUUUCCUACAGUAGUUUGUCCAAAUGUAACUGUUGUGCACCACUGGCUCCAAACAAUGACAAGGACUGAAAUUAUCUUGACUAUUAACACAUUUGUAUAACAUUGACUAAAUCAGAUAUCACUUUGUGUAAUUGAGUACUUGAUUAAUUACUAAAUCACUUAAUGAUUUCACAGUG
Molecule: messenger RNA, 1308 nt
Organism: Perca flavescens (yellow perch)
Lineage: Eukaryota; Metazoa; Chordata; Actinopteri; Perciformes; Percidae
Gene: mrps2
Product: mitochondrial ribosomal protein S2
Exons: 4
Coding region: 86-895 (269 amino acids)
Biological process (GO): translation
Cellular component (GO): mitochondrial small ribosomal subunit; ribosome
Molecular function (GO): structural constituent of ribosome
Source: RefSeq, a predicted model, not a curated record